AUGGCCAACCCCGUGCAGCCUCAGUUUCCCCCCGCGCGGGAGCCGGGCGCUGCCUCGCCCCUGGACCUGCCCGAGAUGGAGAUGCUCCUCAGCAAGGUGGAGGACAAGGGGGACAAGUCCCUGAAGCUGCCCAAGUCCCUUUCAGGGGCUCUGGACCUGGAGCAGAACGGCCACGGGCUGCCCUUCAAGGUGGUAUCCGAGGGGCAUCGGGAGGCCUCCCUGCCCCGGUCGCCCUCUCGUGCCAGCUCCAGGCGGGCGUCCUCCACUGCCACCGCCUCCUAUGCCCAGGACCAAGAAGCCCCCAAAGAUUACCUCAUCCUUGCCAUCGCCUCCUGCUUCUGCCCCGUCUGGCCCCUCAACCUCAUCCCCCUCAUCUUUUCUAUCAUGUCUCGAAGUAGCGUGCAGCAGGGGGACAUAGACGGGGCCCGGAGGCUGGGCCGCCUGGCCCGGCUGCUCAGCAUCACCUUCAUCAUCAUGGGGAUCAUCAUCAUCAUUGUGGCCGUGACCGUUAACUUUGCAGUCCAGAAGAAUUAGAGACGGGACCAGGGCUCGGCCAGCAGAGGCAGCCCUGGCCAGCUGGCGUUCCCACCCCACCCCCUCACCCCACGGAGGACAGGACGGGGGCUGCCAAGGGCCCACCUGUCCCCAGGCUCCAAAAGCAUGAACUCAGAGGGACCUUCUGUCACUCCUUUGCCGUCCACAUCAGAUGGGAAAAGCCAGAGGAAGGAAGGAAGGAAGGAAGGAAAAGAAGGAAGGAAGGAAGGAAGGAAGGAAGGAAGGAAAAUGGACUUGAACCAGUGAAUAAUGUGGUUUAACCUCAUGGACACAGCCUGGCAUUUGCCCCCCCGUGUUCUGGCUUCUUCCUCAUCCCCACACUUUCCUGGCAUCUACCAAGCAGCGUAUACUGCCAGCAGGAGCAGAAACCAGCCGCAGGAGCCAGGAGCCGUGGUGGGAGAGAGCAGCCCACGCCCCGCAGGGCCAGGCGCAGAGUCACGGGACUUUCUGGAUCUUUGUGUUUUUCUCGAGGAGGGAUAGAGAGGACUGUUUGCACGCGUGCGCCACAUGCCUGCUGCGAUCCCGGCCGUGCCCUGACCUCAGAGGCCGAGGGAUGCUCAGCACACGGACCACAGCCGCCCUGGAUGGAGGCGACAACCACACCCCCUCCCCCGCCCCUAUUGCAGGGUGGAGGCGCUGAAAGGAAUGUUGGUGAAGACGGGAACAGGGACAGCGCGACACAGACCUCUUCCCGAACUUUUUCUGCCGGGAACUAUGGUCCCAGCGGGUCUCCCAGGAUGCCCCAGUCCACCUCCCGCCCCUCCCUGUGCUGAUGCCCGGGGCACCAACCAAGAACUCCUAGGGCCUAACUGCCAGCUGGUGAGGACCCCGGGCCCGAGCUUCCUCCUGCCAUGGCCGCCCCCUGGUCUGGGGUACAAACUUGGGGCCCCGUACAGAGCAGCUCAGAUGGGGCAUGUUCCCCUCUGCCCCUGGCCAUCCACAAACAGCUGAGGCUCUGCCUGGAGGAGGCUUUGGGACCCCCCCUGGGGGGCACUUCCCAAGGGCUCCUGGCCGUUGGCAGUGUGUGUGCUCCCUGUAGGGAAGUGGGCCAGAGCGUUUUUAUGAAGGUUUAGUGUUUCUUGGCCUAGAGAAUCCCAAGACAGAGGGAAGAGCUGGGCUGAAGGGCCCGUCUGUGGGAGAGGCGGGGCUGGACACCAUGGCCCCUGGGCCGCCUGCCUGGCUUUUGGCCCCAGAUUCUCCCCCAAAUUCCGUGCCCCCCUUCCCCACUGGCUUUGGCUCCCAGACUCUGGGAGAGGGAUGUACCAGGCCUUCCCGCCUGGGGGCCCUGCCCAGCAGCCAGGGUCACUGUGCUCAGUGGAGGGCAGGUUCCUAGCCGCAGCCAGACUGGCCCCCGGUUGGCCAAGAAUGUUCCCCUGAGCCUGUUCACAAUGCUUAUGCUCCUCUUGGGACCCCUGCCAGCCUCCCACCCUCCGCAUGGCCCUGGGAGGGCGUCUGUUGGCCUAGACUCUGUCUGCCAGGGCAGCUCUGGGUCCUGAGCGCAGGCCAACCCAAGUGACCGCCAGGAGGGGAGGGCGCAGGCCCGGGAUCCCUCGGGGGAGGCUUUGCUGAGUCAGCCCCCCGCCAGGAAAUCAGCUCCAGCCUCUCCCCGCCCUAAAGGAGAGCUGGUUGUGUUUGCUUUAUGGGAACUUUGAGGCCAAAAGAGAGAUGCCCUGG
Messenger RNA from Eptesicus fuscus (big brown bat), 2229 nucleotides. RefSeq names its product trafficking regulator of GLUT4 (SLC2A4) 1 (gene TRARG1). Gene Ontology annotation, cellular component: membrane. The transcript is spliced from 3 exons. The record is from RefSeq and is a predicted model, not a curated record. Lineage: Eukaryota; Metazoa; Chordata; Mammalia; Chiroptera; Vespertilionidae. Bases 1 to 534 code for a protein of 177 amino acids.